Messenger RNA from Ilyonectria robusta, 885 nucleotides. RefSeq lists its product as uncharacterized. The record is from RefSeq and is a predicted model, not a curated record. The transcript has a single exon. Bases 1 to 885 code for a protein of 294 amino acids. Lineage: Eukaryota; Fungi; Ascomycota; Sordariomycetes; Hypocreales; Nectriaceae.
AUGGCCCACCAAGAUGCAUCGCGAGUGUCCGGACCCUCGUUCCUCGACUUGUCGCUGGAGCUUCGAACUACGGUUUAUCGACUACUGCUCAUCCAAGACGACGUGAUAAUGACCCAAUUUCGACUCUGCCUGCACCCUGCCAUUCUUCGCACGUGCCGCCAAGUCCUUCUCGAAGCCCGCCACCUCCUGUACGAGGGAAACACUUGGGGGAUGACGAUAUUCGACAAAGGUGGGCAAGAACGAGCCUACUUCCGGGGAUCGGAUCACAUCGGGGAGUACCCAAGUCACCGAUACGGAUUCCGGGUCGAAGUCGUCCGACGGUUGAGGAUUAUGGUCGAAAUACAUAGCGAAGACAACCUCUGGACUGUUCGUUCGGCCAUACGCAAGGUCUGCCGGGUCCUGUCGGAUAUCCCACAGCUGGAUUACGUCCACUUGAGCCUCGAGGGUGGAGGCGGAACUGAGACCUCAGAGCAUUGCCACGUCCUGAAAAACUUCGGCCUGCUGCGCCGCGUUGGCAAGGUCACCACGGCCGGCGUUCCGCGAGUCUACGCCGAAUAUCUCCGGCGCCGGAUGACGGGGUGCGCGCCGUUGGACAACUUACCCAAGAUGUAUGAGGCGCUGGAACUCUAUGCGGACCCCUUCGACUUCAGCGCCGCUCUUCUCCAAAAGGCAAUCGAGGCAGUGGAGCUCGGCGAUGUUCAGCAGUUCAAGGACUUGAGGGCGCAGAUCGUGGAGCAGGUGGACGGACAUAUGAAGGAGUCGGUCAGCCGUCUGUACGAUCACGAUGGCCGAGGAGAGGACCACGGGCCAGACAAUCUGUCUACACCCGAAGUGAUCUCCCCUGAGAAUACCGACAGCUUGACGGACGGCGAGAAGGACGAAUGA